This is a messenger RNA of Carassius auratus (goldfish), 8673 nucleotides long. RefSeq lists its product as uncharacterized. Bases 1 to 8673 code for a protein of 2890 amino acids. The record is from RefSeq and is a predicted model, not a curated record. Gene Ontology annotation, molecular function: DNA helicase activity; ATP hydrolysis activity. Lineage: Eukaryota; Metazoa; Chordata; Actinopteri; Cypriniformes; Cyprinidae. Gene Ontology annotation, biological process: telomere maintenance; DNA repair. The transcript is spliced from 7 exons.
AUGGAGAUAAAGAUGCCUCGUAAGAAGGGAUUUCGUAUGCGGCGCACACAAAGAUGCAUCAAAAAUGUUAGGGCUUCCACAUUAAGCGAUGAUACAUUGAUUGGAUGUUGUGUUGUGGCUGGAAUCAAACAUGUGAUUUCUCCUGUAUGUUCAUGGACACAGACAGAUAUUGAUGACAUAUAUGUAGAAGGCAGAAAACUAACACAAAAUGUAAUCAUGUCACGUCAGAAAAGAGAUUGUAAACAGAAAGAGUUGUGUAAGUUAAUUGAACAGCACGAUGUGUUUGGAAGGAAGUGGAAUGUAAAAAUUGGUUUACCAGUAUACAAAGAUUUUGAACUGCUGCAAGAGGAGACCGCACUGUAUGAAAUGCUGCAAGAAUAUUUGUUGAGGGAUGGAAUGUGUUUGCUAAACCUUCAGAGUGCAGUUAUUGCCAUUAUUCAUCACAACAAUUAUUUUGCAGUGGUUGAUUUCGGCAAACGUAAUAUGUUUGGGUUGGCUUCUGAUAUUGGUACGUCAGUGGUUGUUUUCAACACAUGUCUUAAUGAUCUUAUGGUUCAUAUCAAGAAUCUAAGGAAGUCUUUAGAUGCACAAUGGUAUGCUGUUAGUAGGAUUUCUGUAAAGACAUAUCACCAAGAUCAUGCUUGUGGUAGAGAGUUUCCAGACAGCGAAAUUGACAUCAAAGGUGAUAGUACUUCUGUCAGACUUGAAAACAGUGUAAGAGGAUCCUUUCAUCAGGGGAAUGAACAGUUUAAAUACAGAGGAGUUCAAUGUAUGGCAAUAGCUUUAGUAAGCCUAGCAAAACAUACAGUUGUUAGUGCAUUCUCGUGGCAGACUAAAGAUCUUGACAGAGUUGUUGUUUUAGGAGACAAGUUGUAUACAGCUUUGCGAGACACUAAUAAGAUUAGACACAAAUCCAAAUUGCUGGCAAUUCCUGAUUUGCCAAAAGAAUCAGUUAUUGAUGGAGAAAGUUUUUUGUUUGAAUAUGGUGAGUUUGUCAGUGGUGAUAUAGAUGUGGUUGAAGGUGAAUUAAUUGAGAAUGGUUUCUACAGCAGUCUUUCUGCUGGACUGGAAAAAAUGUUUGCACAGUAUGACUUAUGUCUUUUAACGUUGUGUAGUAGUACAUGUGCAAUCAUAUCUCACAAUGGACAGUAUGCUCUGAUUGACUCUCAUGCACGAAGUGGUCUUGGCAUGGUUGAUGGAAAUGGAAGAAGUGUUGUCCUAUAUUUUUCUUCUGUAAAAGAUUUGCACAAUCACAUUUGCCUUUUAGCUAAAGCGCUCAGCGAGAAUGAAAAACCUUUCGAAAUAACUGGUAUCUCUGCCACUAUUACAACUGUGAAACCUACACAGCACAAUGCAUCAGAAAUUAAAGAUGAGAAGCGUACAAAAAGUCAAACAUUAACAGAGAGCUGCAAAGACUCUAUCAAGACAUUUGAAAAGCAAAAAAGAUAUGAUGUUACUGAAGUUAAUUCAGAUGUUGAAUUUGUUAGUGAUGUAAAAAAUAACAACAUGAUGUUUAGUCCUAUUUGUAAACAGGUUUGUCAAGCUUUGUGUACUCAUUUAAAUGUGGAAUACGAAAAAGUUAAUGUUCCAAUAUUGACACACGUUGGUUUGUUAGGGGUUCCAUGCAAAAAUGAGAAAAUAAUUGCUGAUGGAAGCUGUUUCUUCCGAGCCAUCUCUCAAGCUGUCAGUGGUACACAAAAGUAUCACAGAAAAAUACGACUAGUUGUUGUGAAACAUUUGGAAAAGAAUGCUGAAAAAUAUCAAAACAUUUUGAGAAGAGAGUAUUCUUCAGUAUCAGAGUACAUUAACAAAUCUAGAAUGAGAUAUGUUAAUAGCUGGGCGACAGAAGUUGAAAUACAAGCAACAGCUGAUUAUUUAGGAAUUGAUAUUUUUACAUUUUAUGAUGGCCGUUGGUUAAAAUACAGGUGCAACGAUAAGUUUUUGUCAAAACAAAGCAUCUACUUAGAAAAUUGCAAUGGAAAUCAUUAUGAGACUGUAGUUUGUGUUAAUAAGCCGGAACUACAGAGUUGUUAUGGCUACUGCAAAAUCAGUGCAUCUUUGAUUGAAGGGUGUGAUAUUAGAGCAAACUCUAAGAAUGUAAAGAAUGUUACUGAACAACAGCAUCAUAGUAUGCUAAAAACAAUGCACAAUGACACAUCUUGUGAAGAAAGAAUGGUUAGAGAUCGAGAAGUUAAAGUUGUGGAAAAUGAAGCUGAAAUGACAUUCACAUAUAGACCUCUAUCUAUGGAAGUUGCACAAACAUUAUGCAAAAAAAAUAAUUUAAAUUUUGAAAGAGAAAACAUACAAGGACCUACUGUUUAUGGAUCUUUAGGUGCUGUUUGUAAGACAGAUAAAGUUGUAAAGGAUAACAAUAGCUUUUUUAGAGCAAUAGCACAAGUAAUUAGCGGGUGUGAAAAAAAUCAUCGGAAAAUAAGACUUGCUGUUGUUAAAUAUAUGAAAAAUCACAGUGAAGAACACAUGAAGUUAAUAGAUAAAGAAUUUGCUUCUUUCUCAGAAUAUAUUUCAAAGUCACAGAUGCAAUAUGUUGGAUAUUGUGCUUCAGAAAUAGAAUUUCAAGGAACAGCAAAUACUUUAGGAGUGGAUCUAUAUAUAUGUAAUGGGGGAAAAUGGGUAAAAUAUAGUUGCAUGAGUACUGUGGUGGAAAAUGAUGGAAUUUAUUUAAAACAUUGUGAGAAUAAUCAUUUUGAACCAGUAAUUUGUGUGCAGCAUGUUGAUAAGAACAUUUGCUUUAAUUUGUGCAAAGUGGGUAAAUUGCCUGAGAUAAAGUAUAUGUGUAGAAAGAAUUCAAAAAGAGAGACUGAAGUUACUGCAAAUACUUCUUUUUCAAAAAGCAAUUAUUGUUUUUCUAAGUACUAUAAAAGCAAAUUGACCUUACAAAAAAACAUUAAAUAUCAGGAAAAUUUGUUGUAUAAGGAAAAAAAAAAGGUAUUGUCCAAAACUAAGUAUCAUGUAGAUAUGUUGUAUCAGGAUGAGAAAAAGUAUGCUUUUAAUAGGAAGUAUCAAAACGAUGAGUUGUACAAGGAAAUGAAAAAGGAAAGGAGCAAAAUUAAGUAUCGAGAUAACCUGUUACACAAGAAAAAGGUAAAGGACAUGAGCAAAAUGAAGUAUCGAGAUAACCUUUCACACAAGAAAAAGGUAAAGGGCAUGAGCAAAAUGAAGUAUCGAGAUAACCUUUCACACAAGAAAAGGGUAAAAGAAAUGAGUAAAAGAAAAUAUAGGUUAAAUCACUUGCACAGACAGAAAGUUAAGGCUAUUAGUAGAAGAAAGUAUCGUGAAAACCCUGAGCAUAAGAAACGUGUUAAAGCAGGUAUGAAAUUGAAAAGGCAACGAAUUAACAUAAAAGCAGAACAGUUUGAUUUUGUCAUGCAGCGUUUUUUGGAUUUGGUAAAAGAUGGACCAGAUUUUGUGUGUUGUGUUUGCCAAAGAUUGUUGUUUAGACAUCAGGUUUUAAAUUGUAAUAGAGAUUAUUAUAACAGAAAAACAUUAACUUUGAUUUUUGAUAAAUGUGUUACUGAAGAAUAUUUACACAAAUGUGAUGAAACCUGUGUUAUGCCAUGUCAGUGGCUGGAUACACCCAGGAGCAAGCUGUGGAUUUGUUAUACAUGCCAUUAUAAGAUUAACAAAGGUGAAAUACCACCUGAGUGUGCAUCAAAUAAUUUGAAAGUUCUUCCUAUUCCACCAGAAUUGUCAUGUUUGAAUAACAUAGAGCAACAUUUGAUAGCAUUGCAUAUACCGUUUAUGAAAAUGCUAGCAUUACCUAAAGGAGGGCAAAAUGGCGUACAUGGACCCGUAACCUGCGUACCAGCAAAUAUUGUGCAAACUUCUAAUUUGUUGCCUCUUGCUAGUAUGGAAGGAUCUUUGUUGCCUGUAAAACUGAAGCGCAAGUUAACUUAUAAAGGCCAUUAUAAAUAUCAGUUUGUUGAUACUAUGCACAUAAGAAAAGCAUUAAAAUGUUUAAAACAGAUUAAUGUGCAUUACAAGGAUGUGGACUUUAAUGAAGUUUGGCUAAACGAGUUUUGUAGAGAACAAGAUAAUGACAUUUUAGAAAAGGAGAGAGAUGGACAUGCAGAAACUGGUGAAGCAUCUGUAGACGUUGGUGAAGAUGAACUUUUACAUGACAGACAGCAACAUUGCAUGUUUCAAGACACAUGUCUCAUGCCUGUUGACAUUGGUCAGGAAGCGCUAGAUCAGUAUUUUGAUGAUAUAAUGAAUCUGGCACCAGCAGAAGGGAAUAAUCCAGUCAAGUUGCUUUCUGAUUUUGCAAAUGAAGCAAAAUGCUUCCCAGUGUUAUUUCCACAGGGAUGUAAUACAUACCAUGAAUAUCGGAAAAAUCGUUUGACGUUGUCAAGGUAUUUUAACAAUCGAAUUUUACAUGCUGAUGGUAGGUUUGCACAAAAUGUUGAAUAUAUAUUUUUUGCUCAGUACAUGUCUGAAAUUGAACAGGUUGUGUCAAAUGUAUCAAUUGCAUUGCGCAAAGGAAAAAGUGGUUCUGUGUCUCAAAAAGUUAACGAUAAUGUAUUGAAAAAUGAAGAGUCUUUAAAGAAACUGCUGGAAUUUGACGAUGGAUUUCGAUUCCUUAAACCUAUUCGUGGUACCCCAGCUUUUUGGCAGACAGCACAACGUGACCUACUAGCUUGUGUACGUCAGCUUGGUAUCCCUACUUGGUUUUGUUCAUUUUCUUCUGCAGACAUGAGAUGGAACAAUCUUCUUUUUAGUAUUUUGAAACAGGAAGGGAGAACACAGACAGUUGAAGAAUUACAAUGGGCAGACAGGUGUGAGCUAUUGCGACGUAAUCCUGUCACUGCAGCCAGAAUGUUUGACUUUAGGUGGCAUUGUUUUUUAAGGGAGGUACUUAUGUCUUCAUCCCAUCCAAUAGGUAAAAUAAAGGAUUAUUUUUAUCGUGUUGAAUUUCAGCAACGUGGUUCACCCCAUGUCCAUUGCUUGUUUUGGAUUGAGAAUGCUCCAGUAAUUGAUAAAAACACAGAUGAAGAGGUUAUUGAAUUUAUUGAUAAAUAUGUAACAUGUGAAUUACCAUCACAGGAUGAUUCAUUAUUGGACAUUGUUACAUCUGUGCAGAAGCAUUCAAAACGACAUUCCAAAACUUGUAAAAAGAAAAAAACUGUUUGCCGUUUUAAUUUUCCCAGGCCAGUAUCUACUCAAACAUUUAUAUGUCGUGGUAAAAAUGAUACAACAAAACCAUGUAAGUGUCAGGUAGAUAUUAUUGAUAAUGUAACUAAAGAAUGUGCUUGUCUAGAUCAAGGUCUGACAGGUUUUAAAAUGAACAGGGAAAAAGCUGGUGAGAUUUUGUCAGCCAUGAAAAAGGCUCUUUCAGAUGAAAAUUGCAUUUAUAACAGUGUGGAACAUUUGUUUAGACAUUUAGGUAUAAAUCAAUCAAUGUUUGAGCUUGCAUAUAAAUCCUUUACUCGAAAUACGCAAGUUGUACUGAAAAGACAGGUCAAUGAGGUUUGGGUCAAUCAAUAUAGCAAGCCGCUGUUAAAAUGCUGGAAUGCAAAUUUAGACAUCCAGUAUGUUGUUGAUGCAUAUGCAUGUGUGGUCUAUAUAAUUUCUUAUAUAUCGAAGUCAGAAAGGGAGAUAGGGUUGUUGUUAAGUAAUACACAAAGAGAAGCACGUAAAGAGGGAAAUGUUAGUGCAAAAGAGGCACUGAAAAAUCUAGGGAGUGUUUAUUUACAUAACAGAGAUGUAUGUGCUCAAGAAUCUGUGUAUAGGUUAACAAAUAUGCAUCUAAAGGAGUGUUCAAGAAAAGUUGUGUUUGUGCCAACAGGAGACAAUGUCAUCAAAAUGAGUCUACCUUUAAAUGUGUUGAGGCAAAAAGCAACAUCAAACAACCUUAGCACAGAAAACAUGUGGAUGACUAGUAUUGUAGAUCGCUAUAAAAACAGACCAAAUGAUUUAACCGAUUUGUGUUUGGCAACAUUUGCAUCAGAAUAUCGUAUUUUAAGUAAAAAUGAAAAAUCUCAGAAUCCUCUUCGGUUAAAUAAUGGUUAUGGCUUUAUCACAAAAAGAACACGAACAAAACCAGGAGUUGUCCGUUAUGUGCGCUUUUCUGAGGAAAAAAAUCCAGAACAAUUUUAUCAAAGUAUUCUGCAGUUGUUUUUACCAUACCAAGCAGAUAUGCAGCUAAAACCUCCUAAUUGUGAAACAUUUGAACAGUUCUAUAAGAAUGGUCAUGUGACAUUUAAUGAUGGCUCUAGACAUUCAGUCAAGUCAGUUGUCGAUUUAAAUAGAAGGAACUUUGAAAUGGAGGCAGAUGAGUUAGAUAAUAUCCAACAAGCAAUUGACAGUAAUGGUGCAAUAGAAGAUGGCUGGUGUGACCUGUGCCCAGAGCAGGAGUUAGAGCGUUUAAUUUGUGCAGAUGAAAUGAAAGAGAAUAAUCAGCAAGUGGAAGAACAAGAAAGAAAUAUUCCAGAUUUAACUGCAAGUAAUGAAAAAGUUGCACACUUGGAGAAGAAAAAUAAUAUAAUGUGUAGAAGUGAUGGUUUGACCUUAAUUAGAUCUUUGAAUGAUACACAGUUAUCUAUUUUUUAUCAGAUUCGUCAAUGGUGCUUAGAUAAGAUAAUGGGGAAAAAUCCAAGUCCAUUACAUAUAUUUAUUACUGGUGGUGCUGGGACAGGAAAAAGCCAUUUAAUAAAAGCUAUACAAUACGAAGCAAUGAGGUUACUAUCAACAGUGUGUCGUGAUCCUGACAAUACUUGUGUUUUAUUAGCUGCUCCAACAGGAAUCGCAGCAUAUAAUCUGAAUUCAAGAACUCUCCAUAACACACUCAGCAUUGGAAAAGAUGUUCGCUUACCAUAUAUACCUCUGGGUGAAGAAAAGCUCAAUUGUUUGCGAGCUAAAUAUAUUGAUCUGCAAAUUUUUAUAAUUGAUGAAAUAUCCAUGGUUGAUCACAAUCUAUUUGCAUAUAUUCAUGGUAGGCUAAGACAGAUUAAACAAACGGGUGACUUUUCUCCCUUUGGAAAUGUAAGUAUAAUUGCUGUCGGAGAUUUCUUUCAGUUGCCUCCAGUUAAAGGGAAACCCCUGUAUGUUGAUGACGUACUAGGUAUUAACCUAUGGUCUAAGCUGUUUUCAGUUGUUGAAUUAAAAACCAUAGUUAGGCAAAAAGACAAUCAGUUUGCAGAGUUACUAAAUAGACUACGAAUUCGUUCAAAACUGACCCCAAUAUUAAACAGUGACAUAGAUUUAUUAAAAAAAUGUGAAACCGGUGAAGUCAGCUCAGCUUUACAUAUAUUUCCCACUAACAGACAAGUAAAUGAGCAUAAUGUGCAGGAACUAAUUAAAAUUUGCCCUGAAUAUGUUGAGAUAAAUGCUCAAGAUUUUGUACAUAAUAACAAAACAGGAAAACUUGAAUUGAAAAGUGGUCAACAUGCAAAAACAUAUAAUACUAGUCUAGAUGAAACACUGCUCUUAGGGAAAGGUGCUCGUGUAAUGUUGUGUAAAAAUGUAGAUGUAAUGGAUGGUCUGGUUAAUGGGGUGUGUGGCACAGUAACGCACAUAGUUUUUCAUAACAAUGAACACAAGUUCCCUCAAACCAUAUAUGUAAAAUUUGAUGAUAAUCAGGUUGGUGCACAAAGAAGAAAAUGUUGUGCAUAUGCUUCAGCAGUUGAAAUGGGUUCUACAGGUAUCAAACCAGAAGAGGAAAAAGUGAAUAAUAAAGGGGGGUUGCGACGACAAUUUCCACUUAAACUUGCUUGGGCUUGUACAGUACACAAAGUACAAGGAAUUACCGUUGAUAAAGCAGUAGUGUCCCUUAAAAAGAUAUUUUCACCUGGACAGGCAUAUGUGGCUUUAAGCCGCGUUAGAAGUUUAUCUGGUUUGAUUAUUCAAGACUUUGAAGAGAAGGCUAUAUAUUGUAAAGACAGCAUUAGUAAUGCAACUCAAAGCAUGCCCAGAUUUUUUGUUAGAAAUAUAUCAGACUACAAAGUGAAUACACAAACAUUUAAUGUAUUUCUGAUGAAUGUGCAAAAUUUAACACACCAUUUAGCAGACUUGGUUUUGCAUACUGACCGCUUGCAACCUAACUGCAUUGCUGUUACUGAAACAUGGCUGCCUGCAGAUAUAUCAUUAGAAACUAUACAUAUUGAUGGAUACAGUUUUCAUAGUCAAUCACGAAGUUUAUCUUACAGUACUAGUAACCCAACAUUAACUGAAUUACAAGCUCAACAACAUGGUGGUGUUGGCAUGUAUAGUUCAAACAGUUUGGCAUAUAAUGUUGUCCAGGUACCAAAUGUCAAUAUAGAAUGCUUAGUUUGCAAUUACACAGAACACAAUAUAUUAAUAGCUGUUAUUUAUCGGCCACCUUCAUAUCCUAUAUCUUUAUUUAAAAAAAAUCUAGACAAACUGUUUAAUUUUCUAGAACCCCUAAGUAAUACAAUUGCUGUCAUUGGAGAUUUUAAUGAUAAUAUUUUAAACUCUUCAACAAUCUGCAAGUUUAUAACAAACAGAGGCUUUGUUCAACAUGUCACACAAACCACAACAGAAAAGGGCACAUUAAUCGAUCAUGUAUAUGUAAAAACAACCCAUUAUACUAUAAAUUCAACAGUGAUUCCAACAUAUUUCAGUGACCACGAGGGUAUUUUUUGUUCUUUUACAUGCAAUACUAUUAACACUAAUAAGGAGGCAUUUUGCCAGUUGUAG